Molecule: messenger RNA, 1149 nt
Organism: Babesia bigemina
Lineage: Eukaryota; Apicomplexa; Aconoidasida; Piroplasmida; Babesiidae
Exons: 7
Coding region: 1-1149 (382 amino acids)
Source: RefSeq, a predicted model, not a curated record
AUGUCAUCGCUGCCGUGUCCAUCAACUGUCAUCGCUGCCGUAACCAUCAACUUGGUCAGCACUUUGGUGAGCACAUUGGUCAUGGCAUUGGUCAACACUUUGGUCAGCACCUUGGUCAGCACGUUGGUCAUGGCAUUGGUCAGCAGGUUGGUCAUGGCAUUGGUCAGCACAUUGGUCAACACUUUGGGCAGCAUCUUGGUCAACACUUUGGUCAUCGCAUUGGUCAUCAAUGCAAUCAGUACUCUGUCUAGAACAUUAGAUGUCAGUUGGCAGUUAGGUGAUCGGUGGAAUUUGGAUUACAAUGUUUGCGCUAACACAUUGCUGAGAUCAGCUGUAGAACGCGAUGCAGAAGGGUAUCUUGCGUACGAGGAAAUCGCGGAUGUGGCGGCCCACCGGGAAGCGGAAGAUGCACAGGUCGAGCAGGAUGAUGGCGACGAUGAUGGCAACGACGACGGCGGCGAUGGCGGAAUACCGCACCCUGUGGAAGGGCCGGAUGCGGAAGUAGAUCAUGACGCAGAUGACGACGAUGAUGAGGGCGACAGGGACGAUGAUGUAAGGGAUGGGAUACCGCACCCUGUGGAACGGGCGGAUGCGGAAGUAGCUCAUGACGCAGAUGACGAUGAUGAUGAGCGCGACGGGGGCGAUGAUGAUGGGGAGGGGGAGGGGGAAAAUGAAGGGUAUCUUGCGGACGAGGAAAUCGCGGAUGUUGCGGCCCACCGGGAAUCGGAAGAUGCACAGGUCGAGCAAAAUGAUGGCGACGAUGAUGGCAACGAUGACGGCGGCGAUGGCGGAGUAGGGAGGGGGGAUGGUCACCACGCUGCUCAUGUACCGCACCCUGUGGAACGGCCAGAUGCGGAAGUAGAUCAUGACGCAGAUGACGAUGAUGAUGAGGGCGACGGGGACGAUGAUGUAAGGGGCGGGAUACCGCACCCUGUGGAAUGGCCGGAUGCGGAAGUAGACCAUGACGCAGAUGACGACGAUGAUAAGGGCGACGGCGGCGAUGAUGAUAGGGAGGAGAGGGGCUCUGCACUGGAGGAGGAAGAACCGGAGGAACCAAGGGAUUGGGCGGCAUGGGAGGAAAGGGUAGCAUACUGGGUACGUACAGAUUCCACAUUGCGUGCAUUUCUACGACAAAAACAGGAACAAUAA